AUGGCGGACUACAACCGUUCUUCGAGUGGUGGUUGGAAACCCGUUCUCGACCCCACCGACAAUAAGACCAUCAUCGGCCACCACUGGCGCCGCCAUGACUACGUCCCCGGCGAGGAAGCCUUGGCCCUCCAAACCCUCGACAUGUGGAUUCCCAUCUCCCCAGCCGCCUUAUCCUACGGCAAACCUACCCCCAACACACUUCUCGGGGACGGGGCAAAGGCCCCCUGGCUCAUCUACAUCCACGGCGGCGCCUGGCGCGACCCCGUCAUCGACUCGUCCUCUUUCAACGCAAGCGCCACCAAAAUCCUCUCUGACCUCGCUCAACAACCCCUUGAGCAAAGAAAAAAGACAGUAGCGGGGAUCGCCUCCAUCAACUACCGCCUCUCCCCCUACCCUAACCACCCUACCCACCCUUCCAACGACCCGUAUGACCCCAACCGCACCGCCAAGCACCCUGAUCACAUUGCCGAUGUGCUUACCGCGCUGGGGUUCCUCCGAAACUACUUUGGAAUGAAGGAGUACGUGCUGGCGGGCCAUAGCUGUGGCGCGACGCUGGCGCUGCAGGCUUGCAUGUCGCCCGAGCGGUGGGGGCUGGCUGGGACUGCAGAGUGGCGCGCAGGAUGGUAUAAUGUAGCAAAGCCAAAGGCAGUGGUGGGGUUCAACGGGUUGUAUGAUCUCGCGGGUUUCAUCGCAGAUCCCCCGAAAGGGUACGAGAGGUGGAAGGAGGCGUAUAGGGAGUUUGUUGUGGGCGCGUUUGGGAAGAAGGAGGAAGAUUGGAAAAAGGUGUGUCCUGGGAGUAUCGCGGAGGGGUGGGUGAGGGAGUGGAAUCUGACUCAACAACAACAAGGGGAAGAAGGGAAGAAGAGGAAGGUGGUGUUGGUGCAGAGUUUGGAGGAUAGUUUGGUGCCGGUGGAGCAGACGGAGGGGAUGGCGGAGUAUCUGGAGAGGGAGAGCCAAAAGGUGGCAGACGAGGAUAAAAAGGUUGAGGUGGUGGUGUUGAGGGAGGAGAAGGGUGGUGACCAUGAUGAGGUUUGGAAGAAGGGGGAGAGGUUGGGGGAGAUUUUGCUGGGGGUUUUGAAUGGGGAGAUUUGAGCAUCUGCUGUGAUAAGCUACGGGUUACAUGGGCUGUUGUUCGGUUGGAGGCAAAAGUAUGCCCUUUUCAAACAUCCAUUGAGCGUGGUCAAGGUUCCCAGACAAUUACACAUUGGAUGCAGAG
This is a messenger RNA of Neurospora tetrasperma FGSC 2508, 1216 nucleotides long. RefSeq lists its product as uncharacterized. Lineage: Eukaryota; Fungi; Ascomycota; Sordariomycetes; Sordariales; Sordariaceae. The transcript has a single exon. The record is from RefSeq and is a predicted model, not a curated record. The coding region runs from base 1 to 1092 and encodes 363 amino acids. Gene Ontology annotation, molecular function: arylformamidase activity.